Messenger RNA from Sinocyclocheilus anshuiensis, 3286 nucleotides. RefSeq names its product cadherin-11-like. The record is from RefSeq and is a predicted model, not a curated record. Gene Ontology annotation, molecular function: calcium ion binding; cadherin binding; beta-catenin binding. Gene Ontology annotation, cellular component: adherens junction; catenin complex; plasma membrane. Bases 203 to 2656 code for a protein of 817 amino acids. Gene Ontology annotation, biological process: cell-cell adhesion mediated by cadherin; homophilic cell-cell adhesion; calcium-dependent cell-cell adhesion. The transcript is spliced from 14 exons. NCBI's taxonomy places the organism in Eukaryota, Metazoa, Chordata, Actinopteri, Cypriniformes, Cyprinidae.
GGAGCAGAAGAAAGAGUGGAAAAGUAUGACUUUGUGAUGAAUCUCAGAAGUCAAAUCCAGUGAGGUCUCCUCCUGUCCCCUUCAACCCCUUUAGAGACCACACCAUCCAGUGGACACCAUUUCAAGGAUUCUCUCUGGAUUUUGAUACCCACAGGAGGGUUGUGAACAGGAAGGCCCAGAGGAAGUGGACAGUGUGGGCAGGAUGUGGGAUGGACUGAGACUACAGGUGUUCUUCUUGUGUUUGGGGGCCGCACUAUGGAGCGCUGCAGCAGCAGCGACAUACAGGGGCUCAGGUCCACGGGAGCGUGGCCACCGCCGCCAUCUCUCUUUACACAGACACAGAGAGAGAGGCAAAGAGGGCCAGGUGCUUCACCGCUCCAAACGAGGCUGGGUCUGGAACCAGUUCUUUGUCAUUGAGGAGUACACAGGCCCAGAUCCCGUCUUAGUAGGUCGGCUUCAUUCGGAUGUGGAUUCGGGAGUUGGAAACAUUAAAUACAUCCUUUCAGGGGAGGGAGCAGGCACUAUUUUUGUCAUCGAUGACAAAACGGGCAACAUUCAUGCCACAAAGACACUGGACAGAGAAGAACAGGCCCAGUACACCCUGACCGCCCAGGCUGUGGAUCGAGACACCAACAAACCCCUUGAGCCUCCCUCAGAGUUCAUUGUCAAGGUGCAGGACAUCAACGACAAUCCACCGGAGUUCCUUCAUGGCCCUUACUAUGCACGAGUGGCUGAGAUGUCCAACGUUGGCACUUCAGUGAUAAAGGUCACAGCUACAGACGCAGAUGACCCUACAUACGGCAACAGUGCCAGGCUGGUCUACAGCAUCCUGCAGGGCCAGCCUUAUUUUUCUGUGGAGCCACAAACAGGAAUCAUUCGAACAGCUCUUCCCAACAUGGACAGGGAGGCCAGGCAGGAAUACGAUGUCCUCAUCCAGGCCAAGGACAUGGGUGGACACAUGGGUGGUCUGUCAGGAACCACUCAGGUUAAAAUCACCCUGACUGAUGUCAAUGACAACCCUCCGAAGUUCGCUCAGGGUGAGAGAAUUCAUUCUUCCAGCUGUGAAUGUUCCCUCUUUCUCUCUGAAGCCUUUGGCUCUCAGCAGACAGGGAGUGGAGCCAUAUGGUCCUUCUGCGAGCUCCAGCCUCAGGCCAGAGAUCCUGAUCAGGCAGAGAACGGACUGGUGGAUUAUCGAAUCUUGGAGGGAGACGGCAUGAACCUCUUCGAGAUCACCAAGGAUUCAGAGACCCAGGAGGCAGUCAUCAAACUAAAGAAGACUGUGGACUUUGAGACCAAGCGAUCGUACACACUGAAGGUAGAAGCCUCCAACACACACAUUGACUCCCGUUUCGCUGCCUGGGGUCCAUACAAAGAUACGACCAUUGUGAAAAUAUCAGUAGAAGAUGCAGACGAGCCCCCGACCUUCAUGGCUCCCGGCUACAACUUUGAGGUGGAGGAAAAUGCCCCGGCAGGCACUCUGGUCGGCCGUGUGCAUGCCAAAGACACCGACAUCAUGAACAACCCCAUCAGAUAUAUGAUCCCACACUACACAGACUUGGAAGAGUUUUUCACCAUUAAUACUGAGGAUGGCAUUAUUAAGACCACAAGGCCUUUAGAUCGGGAAGCACAGGCUUGGCACAACAUCUCCGUCAGUGCUACAGAGAUUGGUGGCCAUCACCAAGAUGCAAAAGUACGAGUCAAUAUCAAAGUCAAAGAUGUGAAUGACAAUGCUCCAGAAUUUGCCGCUCAAAACGAAGUGCUUGUCUGUGAGAAUGUCAGCCCUGGAAAGCUCAUUGAGACAGUUAGUGCUACGGAUAAGGACGAAAUGGCCCACCGCCAGCACUUCCACUUCAGCCUGGCCCCUGAGGUCGCUAACAACCACAGUUUCUCCCUCAAGGACAACAGAGAUAGCACUGCUAGCAUCUUUGUGAUCCGGAAGGGCUUCAGCAGAAUGACCCAGGAUGUGUAUCACCUUCCCAUCGAGAUCAAUGACAACGGCGUACCCCCGAUGAGCAGCACCAAUACUCUUAUAAUCCGUGUGUGCAGCUGCGACAGCAAAGACACCAUCCUCUCCUGCAAUGUCGAACCUUUCAUCCUCUCUGCAGGGCUCAGCACCGGAGCUCUGAUUGCCAUUUUGGCCUGUAUUGUUAUUCUACUAGCGAUUGUGGUGCUGUUUGUGGCCCUGCGACGCCAGAAAAAGGAGCCUUUGAUCGUAUUUGAGGAGGAAGACAUUCGGGAGAACAUCAUCACCUAUGAUGAUGAGGGAGGUGGCGAGGAGGACACAGAGGCAUUUGACAUCGCCACCUUACAGAAUCCAGACGGUGCCAAUGGCUUCCUGCCCCGUAAGGACAUCAAGCCCGAGCUGCAGUAUCCCAUGUGCCCUGGCCUGAGGCCCAUUGGCAACAGCGUAGACGUGGAUGAUUUCAUCAAAACGCGGAUUUCUGACGCGGACAAUGACCCCACAGCGCCCCCGUAUGACUCCAUUCAGAUCUACGGUUAUGAAGGUAGAGGCUCUAUCGCUGGCUCUCUGAGUUCCUUGGAGUCAGUGACCACAGAUUCAGACCUGGACUACGACUACCUCCAAAGCUGGGGGCCGCGCUUCAAGAAACUUGCCGAUCUUUACGGCACCAAAGACUCGGCUGAUGACAACUCUUAACAUUCACUCAAAUAAGUCAUUUUUCAUCUCCCUCCACCCGGCCCUCCUCCACUAACUGUGUGUUUUGUGAAGUUUACUAUAAGUAUUCCAUGAGUUUUUCACUUUAUAGUAAACUUUAGGCUGUUUGUUAGUAUACGCGCAGUAUACUAGAUGCUGGGAGUGUCAUAGGUACGAUCACAAUGUGCUAUGGGGGAGUCAGAAAGGUAGAAAUAUAUAUUUUUUGUCAAAAACAAAAUAAAACAACAACAACAACAAAAAAGACACAUAGACACAUCUGUGGUGGGCGUGUCUCUGUGGAGUGUAUGAAAUAAGGAAAUAUGUGACAAUGUUGUUUAAGAACUGAAGAACAUUACGUUUCACUAUUGAUGUUUGUAGGUUCCUACAGGUUUGAGGUUAUGGAUGUGGAUCACAGAGAGACAUGGAUUUGCUGAUACUGUGAACGAGCUCACGAAGAAAUAAAAACAAAAACAGUUGCCUUAUUAAUAAUCUGGAGCGAAUGUCAGCAAAUUAAGACUUCUGUAACUUCUGUAGUGCCUCCAUAUUGUCUUUGGAGAUAUUGUCCAAACAGGUCAUCUUGUUUUUUAUAUAUAUAUAUAUAUAUAUAUAUAUAUAUUUGGAAGCAGAUGGAUC